UCAUACUCAGUAUGUACAGUGUACAUACACACGGAAAUAAACACAUACAGAUUGUUUACACUCCACUAUUUUAUGGUCUUUAUAAUGACAUUGACUUCAUGUGUUAUACUUCUGUAUAUACAAUACAAUGGAUUAUAUGUUUUUAAAAAUCAGUUUUGUGAUUUAAGAAAUGUAAAAUGCAAGAAUGUUUGAGACUUAAAACAGGUGGAAUCUAAAUAUUUUAUUUUUAGGGUGAGAGAAAAAAAUAUUUGUCCCACAUAAAAGUACACUAAGGAAGGGUAUUUCUCAGUUAAGAAAGAAUUUAUAUUAGAAGAUAUGUCUGAUUGGUGAUGGCUUUUCACAUUUUAUGUCUGAUUGAAAGUAAGUAUCAGGUGUUAGUAAAGGAAGCUGUGAUGCAGGAAAUAGAUAUCCCUUAUUUCCAAGGAAAUUUUCAAAAAGGAAAAUUUAUGAGAAUUUAUGGUGUUUUGUAGUUUAAGUUAGCUUGGCAAACUAUAUUCCUAAUGAUUUGAGGUUUUGCACUCAUUGUUUAUUUUACUAUUUCCAUGUGUGUAUAUAGAAUUUUAGUUAAUCUAGUUCUUAGGAAAAUGAUUUUGGAAAAUAAUACAAUAUUUUUCUUUUUUUAACUGACUUGACCUGACUAUAUAUCAGAUUUGUUUGUUUA
Molecule: messenger RNA, 661 nt
Organism: Penaeus monodon (black tiger shrimp)
Lineage: Eukaryota; Metazoa; Arthropoda; Malacostraca; Decapoda; Penaeidae
Product: extensin-like
Source: RefSeq, a predicted model, not a curated record